Molecule: messenger RNA, 877 nt
Organism: Phalaenopsis equestris
Lineage: Eukaryota; Viridiplantae; Streptophyta; Magnoliopsida; Asparagales; Orchidaceae
Product: geranylgeranyl pyrophosphate synthase, chloroplastic-like
Exons: 2
Coding region: 98-877 (259 amino acids)
Molecular function (GO): prenyltransferase activity
Source: RefSeq, a predicted model, not a curated record
AAUUAAUCUUUAAUUGCAACAUUUGCUUCAUAAAGGGCCCAAACAAAUUCUUCAUUACAUAUAUCUCCUUCCCCUCUCUCCUUUCACCCCCAAAAAAAUGGCAGCAAUCUUUCCCUCAAUCCCCUCCAAUUUCAAACCACCUCAAAUCUCCCAAACCCUAACUCGCCUGCGGCGACCCAACCGAACCCUUUGCACCGCCACCUCCGAUCAAUCCUAUCUCUCCGCAUCGAACGCCGACAUAUCUUCCCAUCUCCUCCGUAGCCUCCCGGUCACCAUUCACCCCUCCGUCAAAGCCCCAAUCCACAGCCUCCUCUCUUCCCCCAUUCCUCCGACCAUCGCCCCUCCCCUCUGCCUCGCCGCCACCGAACUCGUCGGCGGAAACCCGAACUCCGCCAUCAACGCCGCCUGCGCGCUCCACCUCAUCCACGCCGUCACCCACACCCGCACCCGCACCGCCCCUCCCCUCACUGAAUUCUCCCCCGGAGUACUGCUGUUGACCGGAGACGGGCUUCUGGUUCUAGCGUACGAAAUGGUGGCUCGAUCGUCGGCGGUUGAUGCAGGCCCCUCCGUUAGGGUGCUGAAGGAGGUGGCGAGAACGGCGGCUGCCGUCGCGGCGGCGUAUGAGGGGGGCAGGGAGGGGGAGCUGGCGGCCGGUGCGGCGGCGUGCGGGGUUAUAUUGGGAGGAGGGAAUGAGGAAGAGGUGGAGAGGGGGAGGAGGGUAGGGAUGUUUGCCGGAAAGAUGGAACUGGUGGAGGCGGAGGUGGAGUUGCGGCUAGGGUUUGAAGAUGAGAAGGCCGGUGCGGUUAGGCGGCUGCUUGAAGAGAUGCGUUUCACUCAAACUUUUGUUGAUGUAAGAAAUUCUUUUAAUGGGAAAUAA